CCUCCGCGCGAAACCCCAGGAGAAUCCUUUGCCGGAGUCGGUUGCUUUAGGGCUGCCUUUUCCUUUCCCUGUGAGAGGAUUAGGCGAAGAGGAGAAUGGCUUUGUGAGGAGAAGGAGAGGGACGCAGAGAGCGCACGAGGGAGAGAGGGAGAGGAGGAGAAAGCGCGGCUGUUGAGACGAAACUCCCCUCAGCCUGGAAGAGCAGCCUUUCAAGACUUCUUUUCAGCCAAUUGAGGCGCCUUGCAUGCCAUACAGCAGCUGGGGGCUGCUGGUAUUCCUUUCAGCUACCUACUGUAAGUGAAGCUGAUAGCUGAUCAGCUUCCCUGGAUUUUGCUGAUGACACAGGAAAGCUUUGCCUGAAGAUGGAAACACUGGAGUCGGAACUGACCUGCCCUAUCUGUUUGGAGCUGUUUGAGGAUCCGCUGCUGCUGCCUUGCGCUCACAGUCUCUGUUUCAACUGUGCGCAUCGUAUCUUGGUCUCCCACUGUGCCACCAACGAAUCAGUGGAAUCUAUCACCGCCUUCCAGUGCCCUACUUGUCGUUAUGUCAUCACCCUCAGUCAACGGGGUCUAGACGGACUCAAGCGCAACGUCACGCUACAGAAUAUUAUCGACAGGUUUCAGAAAGCUUCAGUGAGUGGGCCCAAUUCUCCCAGUGAAACUCGCCGAGAGCGAGCUUUCGAUAGCAACAGCAUGUCCACCAGUGAAAAAGUUCUCUGCCAGUUCUGUGACCAGGAUCCUGCUCAGGAAGCAGUGAAGACCUGUGUAACGUGUGAGGUCUCCUACUGUGAGGAGUGUUUAAAAGCAACUCACCCAAACAAGAAGCCAUUUACUGGCCACCGUUUGAUUGAGCCUAUUCCAGAUUCUCACAUUAGAGGAUUAAUGUGUCUGGAGCAUGAGGAUGAGAAAGUUAACAUGUAUUGUGUGACUGAUGACCAAUUAAUCUGUGCCUUGUGUAAACUGGUUGGGAGGCAUCGCGAUCACCAGGUGGCAGCUUUAAGUGAACGUUAUGACAAGUUAAAGCAAAAUCUGGAAAGUAACCUCACCAAUCUUAUCAAGAGAAAUACUGAACUGGAAACACUUUUGGCAAAAUUAAUUCAAACUUGCCAACAUGUAGAGGUGAACGCAUCCCGUCAAGAAACCAAACUGAUGGAAGAAUGUGACCUGCUUAUUGAAAUAAUCCAACAAAGACGCCAGAUUAUUGGGACCAAAAUCAAAGAAGGGAAGGUGGUGAGACUGAGAAAACUGGCCCAGCAGAUAGCUAAUUGCAAGCAGUGCAUUGAGCGCUCCACCUCUUUGAUCUCCCAAGCUGAGCAAUCUCUGAAGGAAAAUGAUCAUGCUCGUUUCUUGCAGUCUGCUAAAAAUAUAACUGAAAGAGUUGCCAUGGCGACUGCAUCCUCUCAAGUUCUAAUUCCAGAAAUUAAUCUCAAUGACACUUUUGAUACCUUUGCACUGGAUUUUACCAGGGAAAAGAAACUAUUGGAAUGCCUUGAUUAUCUCACAGCUCCAAAUCCUCCAACUAUCAGAGAAGAGCUUUGUACUGCUUCAUAUGACACAAUCACUGUUCACUGGACUUCAGAUGAUGAAUUCAGUGUGGUCUCCUAUGAGUUGCAAUAUACCAUCUUCACUGGACAAGCCAAUGUAGUUAGUCUAUGUAAUUCAGCCGACAGCUGGAUGAUUGUUCCAAAUAUCAAACAAAACCACUACACAGUCCAUGGACUGCAGAGUGGUACCAAGUACAUCUUCGUUGUUAAGGCCAUUAAUCAGGCUGGCAGCCGAAACAGUGAGCCUGGAAAAUUGAAGACAAACAGCCAGCCAUUCAAACUUGAUCCUAAGUCUGCCCACAGAAAGCUGAAGGUAUCUCAUGACAACCUGACAGUGGAGCGUGAUGAAACCUCUUCUAAAAAGAGCCAUACACCUGAACGUUUCACCAGCCAAGGGAGUUAUGGAGUAGCUGGCAAUGUGUUUAUUGACAGCGGACGUCAUUACUGGGAAGUGGUUAUCAGCGGAAGUACAUGGUAUGCCAUUGGUAUUUCAUACAAAUCAGCACCCAAACACGAGUGGAUUGGAAAGAAUUCUGCCUCUUGGGUUCUUUGUCGUUGCAACAAUGCAUGGGUUGUGAGGCACAACAGCAAAGAAAUUCCGAUUGAGCCUGCACCCCAUCUUCGUCGUGUCGGCAUUUUAUUGGAUUAUGACAAUGGUUCCUUGGCCUUUUAUGAUGCUUUGAACUCUCUUCAUCUUUAUACAUUUGACAUUGCAUUUGCACAGCCUGUGUGCCCAACAUUCACUGUCUGGAAUAAGUGCUUGACGAUAAUUACAGGCCUUCCCAUCCCAGACCAUUUAGAUUCCAUAGAGCAAAUGCCAUGAUUUUUCUGGAUGUAAAUGGAUGAUGAAUGUCCAGUAUAGUUCCCACUGAAUUGUGACUGGAAAAAGACAUGGACAUGAAUACAUUUCACAAAAAAGUGUCCCAAAUCCUCCCAGCCAGAACUCAGAAUGGGAUGAUAUUUUCUGUUUUUGCUGUUUGUUUUGUAUUAAAGGCAAGAUAUGGCUUUAAUAAUGUCUCAAAAUGCUUUUGUAUUUAGUCUCUUUUGGGAAAAUUUAUAAAUUAUUUAUAAAAAAGAAGAAAAACCUAAUUUGGAUAUUUGCAUUUGAGCACCUCAUAAGAAUAACUUGGUUUUGCACAUUAAGGGCUGUAUCACAGUUUUUAUUAACCAUUUCCCAUAUUUUGAUUUUGUAAUAAGAGAAAGUAAGUUGGAGUUAUCUUAGAGAAUGAUUCAGUACCUAUUCUCCCAUUUUUGUUCAAAUGGUGCUUCCUUAAGUGCCACUUUUACUACAUGAAAUAUUUCUUCAAAGUGGAACGUGUUAACUUGUACAUCAAGAAAUGUCUCAUUCAACUGGCAGUCAAUAUUAUUAGCAGUUUUCUUAUCUACUGACGAUUCACCUUUGUCACUUUUAAGAAUAUGUAAAUUUGUUUUUGUCUCAGAAAGCCAGCAGUACUGGAAGAUAGGUCUGGCUGAGUUUUAAAUCAAUGUGCCACUGAGAUCAAUUGAUGGUCAAGUUGUAGUGGUAUCGAUGUGGAGUCACAUCAUUUAAAAGGUACACAAAGCACCCAUAUAUGCAGUGCUACAGGUAGGCAACGUACAACUGAUUUGAAACUUAAAUGUGAGCAUUUUGUUAUAUUAUGUUAUAGUGUAUCAAUAAAAAUAGCACAGGCAACUGUUUUGUAAACAGUGCCUGGAAAGAGGUUGCA
Molecule: messenger RNA, 3249 nt
Organism: Anolis carolinensis (green anole)
Lineage: Eukaryota; Metazoa; Chordata; Lepidosauria; Squamata; Anolidae
Gene: mid1
Product: midline 1
Exons: 10
Coding region: 363-2366 (667 amino acids)
Biological process (GO): regulation of microtubule cytoskeleton organization
Cellular component (GO): cytoplasm
Molecular function (GO): protein binding; zinc ion binding
Source: RefSeq, a predicted model, not a curated record